AUGCAGGAAGAUCAAGGCACGCAGGGAGCAGGUGGCUCGCCCUUGUCGGCGCGCUCGCCUUCACGUGCGCGCAAGCAUGCGGCCACCGCGGCCCGGCUGCUGGCAGGCGCGCUCUUCUGGUGCGCGCUGGGCGCGCUGUGCUUUGCCGGCUUUGGCAUCGGCCGCCUGCAGUGCGGCGGCGACGUGCGCGGCUGCUUCCGGCACCCGCUGCAUGCAUUUGGCCCUGGGCCUACAGAGGACAACGCUGCACCACUGAGAGUGUCCCAGGCACUGGCUGUCUCGGGCGAGGCCUCCUUCUCGACAGUCCAGCAAAAGUGCGCGAGCGCGGUGGACGCGAUUCCGCGCGUGGCGUUGCUUUUCCUCACGCGCGGCGCGCUGUGGCACGAGGCGCUGUGGCGGGAGUGGUUCGCGCACGCCGCGGGACUGGUGCCGGCCGACGUCAUCCGCGCCGGCAACUGCUCCUCGCAGAUUUUCUCGACCAUGGCCGCCUGGUGCUCUGUCAAGGAGCCGAUAGGAAACGCCAUUGGCGCGCAGCACCUCUUCAGUGUCUACGUGCACACGCAGCCCGGCUUUAUAGGCUUCCCGGUGGGCAGCCUGUUCUUCGGCACGGAGCUGCCGGUGCACGUGAAGGCGACCUGGGGAGGCUUUGAUCUGGUGGACGCCACAAAAGAGCUGCUGCGCGCAGCGCUGACGGACGAGCGCAACAAGAAGCUGAUGCUGGUCAGCGAGUCAUGCAUCCCCCUGUACCCGCCCACGCUCAUCUACCAGCAGCUCAUGAGCGAGCCCAAGAGCCGCAUCAACGCCUGCCCCCACCGGCACAUGAUGCCGUGGCGGUGGCACCCCCGGAUGGCGCGCGGGGAGCAGGUGCGCAUAACGCCGCGGCUGUGGCGCAAGACGAGCCAGUGGUUUGCCAUCGAGCGCGGCCUCGCGCGGAUCAUCGCCGACGACACCGCCGUGGCCGACCUCUUCCGCGAGACAUGCGUGGAGGUGGAAAUGGACGAGGAGCUGGACAGGAAGUUUGAGUGCUACAGUGACGAGCACUACAUGCCGGUGCUGCUCGCGUACGCGGGCAAGCAGGAGGAGACCGACUGCACGGGGUUGAUAAUGAACGUGGACUGGGAGGAGGGGGGGCCCCACCCCAUCUCCUACCACCCGGACAACGUCACUGAGGCCACCAUGCGCCAGCUGCGCAAGCCGGAGCAGUGCGACUCUGCCGCCGCACUCAGGCUGACCAAGGAGAUGUUUGUGCGCGCGGGGGCGCCGGCGUCUGCGGGGCUGUGCACAGAGGAGAGCCCCUGGUCGAAUCGGCUGCUGGCGCCGUCCUGCCCCCUCUUUGCGCGCAAAUUCAGCGAUGCCACCGCAGAUGCGGUGUUCCAGCUACUGACCGACUGCCGCGCUCGUCUGGACAUUGCGGCCUGCCGCCAAUCUCCCGAUGAGCGCGUUCUGCCACUCUGACUUUGAGCCAUUCCACUUUGGAGGUGGUUUUGGAGGCACAGAGAAAUCGCAGCAUUCUUUUCAUUCUUGAUUUCAAGAAACACAUGUAGCUGUUGAACAAUUGACUUGUAGCUAGAACGAAUGUCGUGAGAUUCACCUGAACUUGAUGUACUGGCAGAGGCCGGUGCAGUCCAAAUCCCCAUUUUAUUAGCACUGCUACAGACUGGUCCUGGUUGUGCAUGAUUUUUUAUGGGUUCAGACUGUGAAGACUGCAUUACUUCAUCAAGGUGAGCUUAAGUAUUACUUCUGAGACCUUGAGAUUGGUAUCUCUGAAAUUUUUUGGUCUUGUGCAACAAAGAUUCCCACUAGGAACUGGUGCCAUUUAUCUCAAAUUAGCUGUAGGGAACUGGUAGAUGUGCAGUACAGCAGGUUGCUAUUAUAAUAUUGCAAUUACAGUGCUCUAUGCUAGCAUGCGCUGGUUGUCCCAUGCACUGUUGCUGGGACUGAUGUCAACAGCUGUUCCGAC
Messenger RNA from Coccomyxa subellipsoidea C-169, 1960 nucleotides. RefSeq lists its product as hypothetical. Gene Ontology annotation, molecular function: glycosyltransferase activity. The record is from RefSeq and is a predicted model, not a curated record. NCBI's taxonomy places the organism in Eukaryota, Viridiplantae, Chlorophyta, Trebouxiophyceae, Coccomyxaceae. Gene Ontology annotation, cellular component: membrane. The transcript has 8 exons. The coding region runs from base 1 to 1455 and encodes 484 amino acids.